Henningerozyma blattae CBS 6284 is the source of this 2106-nucleotide messenger RNA. It is a transcript of the gene GAL10, whose product is annotated as bifunctional UDP-glucose 4-epimerase/aldose 1-epimerase. The coding region runs from base 1 to 2106 and encodes 701 amino acids. Gene Ontology annotation, cellular component: cytosol. Gene Ontology annotation, molecular function: carbohydrate binding; UDP-glucose 4-epimerase activity. The transcript has a single exon. Gene Ontology annotation, biological process: beta-D-galactose catabolic process via UDP-galactose, Leloir pathway. The record is from RefSeq and is a predicted model, not a curated record. Lineage: Eukaryota; Fungi; Ascomycota; Saccharomycetes; Saccharomycetales; Saccharomycetaceae.
AUGACUCAACAUACUCCUACUCAGCCACAAAAGAAAUACGUUUUGGUCACAGGUGGUGCUGGUUACAUCGGUUCUCACACUGUUGCUGAAUUGAUUGAAAACGGGUACGAAUGUAUCGUUGUCGAUAAUUUGGAUAAUUCCUCAUACGAAUCUGUCUCCAGAUUGCAAAUCUUGACCAAGCACAAGAUCACUUUCUACCACACCGAUCUAUGUGACAAGGAAGAAUUGAGAAAGAUCUUUGUCAAUCACAACAUCGACUCUGUUAUCCAUUUUGCCGGUUUGAAAGCCGUCGGUGAAUCCACUCAAAUCCCAUUGAAAUAUUACAGAAAUAACAUCUUGGGUACUUUAGCUCUAUUAGAAUUGAUGCAAGAAUACCAUGUUGAAAAAUUAGUCUUCUCCUCCUCUGCCACUGUCUAUGGUGAUGCCACUAGAUUCCCAGAUAUGAUCCCAAUUCCAGAAGAAUGUCCUUUAGGUCCAACCAACCCAUACGGUAACACCAAAUACACCAUUGAAAAGAUCUUGAACGAUUUGUACGAAUCUGAAAAGAAGAACUGGAAGUUCGCUAUUUUAAGAUACUUCAACCCAAUUGGUGCUCAUCCUUCCGGUUUGAUCGGUGAAGAUCCAUUAGGUAUUCCAAACAAUCUUUUACCAUACAUGGCUCAAGUCGCUGUUGGUAGACGUGAAAAAUUGAACGUUUUCGGUAACGAUUACGACUCUAGAGAUGGUACUCCAAUUAGAGAUUAUAUUCAUGUUGUUGAUUUAGCAAAGGGUCACAUUGCUGCUUUGAAAUACUUGGAUAACACUAAAUCUGAAGGUUUAUGUCGUGAAUGGAAUUUAGGUUCUGGUACUGGUUCCACCGUCUUGGAAGUCUACAGAGCCUUCUGUGAUGCCUGUGGUGAUGAUAUCCCAUAUGAAAUCACUGGAAGAAGAGCCGGUGAUGUUUUGAAUUUAACUGCCAAGCCAGAUAGAGCCACCAAUGAAUUACAUUGGAAGACUGAAUUGAAUGUUGCUGAUGCUUGUAAAGAUUUAUGGAAAUGGACUACUGAAAACCCAUUCGGUUACCAAUUGAAAGGUGUCGUGGAUAAAUUUGCUGCUCAAAAGGAUGAUUUCGAAUCAAGAUUCAUUACUUUAGGUGAAGGUACUAAAUUCGAAGUCACUUUUGCCAACUUAGGUGCCACCAUUGUGGAUAUUAAAGUCGAUGGUCAAUCUGUUGUCUUGGGUUACAAAGAUGAAGCUGGUUAUUUACAAGAAGAUACCGCUUAUAUCGGUGCCACUAUUGGUAGAUACGCUAACCGUAUUGCCAAGGGAAAAUACACUUUGAACGGUAAAGAAUAUCAAUUAACUAUCAACAAUGGUGAAAACUGUAACCAUGGUGGUCCAUCUACUUUCCAUACCAAGAAAUUCAUGGGCCCAUUAGUUCAAAACCCAAAAAAAGAUAUUUUCACUGCUGAAUUCCUUUUAUUAGAUUUCGGCAAAGAAUUAAAUGAAUUCCCAGGUGAUUUAAUCAUUCAUGUCAAAUAUAUCGUUAACGUUGCUGAAAAGACUUUAGAUAUCGAAUAUCAAGCUGAAUUAGUCAAUGGUGAAGCUACUCCAAUCAACAUGACCAACCAUACUUAUUUCAACUUAAACAAAGUUAACAAGGAAACUUUCGCCGGUACUGAAUUAAGAGUCGCUUCUGCCAGAUCUUUGGAUAUGGAUAUGAAGAGAGUUGUUCCAACUGGUAAGAUCAUCACUAGAGAAAUUGCCACUUUUGAUUCCUCUAAGCCAACUGUCUUGGGUGAAAAGACUCCAGAUUAUGAUUACGCCUUUGUCAUCGAUGAAAAUGAAAAGAUUACUGAUGUUAACACUGCCAAGAGAAGAAAGUUAACCACUGUCGCUAAAGCUUACCAUCCAGAAUCCAAGAUCGGUUUGGAAAUCUUAACUACCGAACCAACUUUCCAAAUUUACACCGGUGAUUGGUUAUCUGCAGGUUACACUCCAAGACAAGGUUUCGCUGUCGAACCAGGUAGAUAUGUCGAUGCUAUUAACCAUGAACAAUGGAGAGAAUCUGUCAUUUUGAAACGUGGUGAUGUUUACGGUUCCAAGAUCGUUUACAGAUUUACCUAA